UUCAUUAAUGUCAUUGUUCUGAAUGUCUGGCACCCCGGUCGCUACCUUCCCAAGUCCAACAAGCUCUAUUUGGGCGAAGAUGGACAAGAGAUUUCGGCAAACAGGGGUGGCUGGGACGACGAACGUCCUUUCUUGCUCACCCUCUUCGAUCCUUUCAAUAUCGGUGGACUCAUCAAGGAAAGGAAGGAGAAGAGGAAGCAGCGACAAGCUAAUGGAUUUGUCGAGGAGAAGAAGACCACCGAGGUUGCGUAG
Messenger RNA from Acaulospora colombiana, 252 nucleotides. NCBI's taxonomy places the organism in Eukaryota, Fungi, Glomeromycota, Glomeromycetes, Diversisporales, Acaulosporaceae. The record is from the annotation of a GenBank genome assembly.